GGUUCGGUGGUGAUGAGGAUGCUGGUAUGAGGUAUGGUGGUGAUCAGAGCACUGGUAUGGCAUAUGGCAGUGAUCAGGGUGUGUGUUUGGUUUGGGGUAUGGCGGUGAUCAAGACACUGGUAUGGGGUAUGGAGGUGAUCAGGGCACUGGUAUGGGGUAUGGCGGUGAUCAGGGUGCUGGCAUGGGGUAUGGAGGUGAUCAGGGUGCUGGCAUGGGGUAUGGAGGUGAUCAGGGUGCUGGUAUGGGAUAUAGAGGUGAUCAGGGUGCUGGUAUGGGAUAUGGCGGUGAUCAGGGUGCUGGUAUGGGGUAUGGCGGUGAUCAGGGUGCUGGUAUGGGAUAUGGAGGUGAUCAUGGUGCUGGUAUGGGAUAUGGAGGUGAUCAGGGUUGCUGAUAUGGGGUAUGGAGGUGAUGAGGCUGCUGGCAAGGGGUAUGGAGGUGAUCAGGACAUUGGUAUGGUGUAUGGGGGUGUUUUUGUGCACACAGGGACAUUGUUUACUAUGUGAGUGCUGUGAGUGGUCACAGCAGUCACAUGGUAAA
Messenger RNA from Staurois parvus, 537 nucleotides. Lineage: Eukaryota; Metazoa; Chordata; Amphibia; Anura; Ranidae. The record is from the annotation of a GenBank genome assembly.